This is a messenger RNA of Phragmites australis (common reed), 2677 nucleotides long. RefSeq names its product outer envelope protein 80, chloroplastic-like. The coding region runs from base 218 to 2329 and encodes 703 amino acids. Gene Ontology annotation, biological process: chloroplast organization; embryo development ending in seed dormancy. Gene Ontology annotation, cellular component: outer membrane. The record is from RefSeq and is a predicted model, not a curated record. The transcript has 16 exons. NCBI's taxonomy places the organism in Eukaryota, Viridiplantae, Streptophyta, Magnoliopsida, Poales, Poaceae.
CCACAUCGAACGGCUCUCAUUCCCCCUCGAGACAAAAACGAGGAGCGGACCCCGACCCCGAAAGCCGGCAACCAUCUCCGCUACGCCGCCUCCUUCGUCACCCAUGGCGGACGGAACCCUCGCGCCGUCCCCUUCCUCCUCCGCCUCGUCUCCAAAAACAUAAACCCUAGCCCAGCUCCAUUUAGAAAUCCUAACCCGACCCUCCUCCGCCGCCGCCAUGGGGCGCCGCCGCGACGUCCGCUUCGUCUCUUCCGGCGUCAAGCUCCCGUCCGCCGCCGCCUCAGCCCCGGACGCGACCCCGGCGCCCGCACUCCUCUCCGCCGCUCUCCCCUUCGGGCACAUCGGUCGCGCCAUCGACGCCGCCGCCGCCGCCAUGGGGCGUAGCCGCGACGUCCCCGUCUCCUCCGGCAUCAAGCUCCCGUCGACCGUCUCAGCCCCUUCCCCGGCCUCGGCGCCGGCGCCGGCGCUCCCAUUCGCGGACAUCGUUCGCGCCAUCGGCGCCGCCGCCCGCCGCCUGGGCGCCUCGCUCCCCCGCAUCCCAAUUGCGCGGGCCGACACGGCGCCACCCCCGCCGCGAAGGCACGGGAAGGAAGGUGGGGGCGAGGAGCGGGUGCUGAUCAGCGAGGUGGCCGUGCGGGGCAAGGACGGGGAGCCCCUGGAGCGGCCCGAGCUGGAGGCCGCGGCCGCGAAGGCGCUGCGCGCGUGCCGCCCCAACGCGGCCCUCACCCUGCGGGAGGUGCAGGAGGACGUGCACCGCGUCGUGGAGAGCGGGCUCUUCCGCUCGUGCGUGCCCGUCGCCAUCGACACCCGCGACGGCAUUCGCCUCGUCUUCGAGGUGGAGCCGAACCAGGACUUCCAUGGGUUAGUUUGCGAGGGCGCCAACAUGCUGCCUUCCAAGCUCCUGGAAGACGCAUUUCGUGGUCGCCAUGGGAAAAUUAUCAAUGUAAGACAUUUGGAUCAAGUGAUCAAGUCCGUUAAUGGAUGGUAUCAGGAGCGUGGUCUAACUGGCUUGGUUUCAUAUGCUGAGAUUCUUUCUGGAGGAAUUCUGAGGUUACAAGUUUCUGAAGCUGAGGUUAAUAACAUCAAUAUUCGCUUUCUGGACAGAAGAACUGGUGAACCAACCAUUGGAAAGACACAGCCAGAGACCAUACUUCGACAACUAACCACCAAGAAGGGGCAGGCUUACAAUAUGGCUCAAGUUAAAAGGGAUGUUGAAACAAUACUUACGAUGGGAAUCAUGGAGGAUGUUACAUUAAUUCCACAGCCAGUUGGAGAUUCUAAUAAAGUAGACCUUGUCAUGAAUCUUGUUGAACGCCCUUCAGGUGGUUUCUCUGCUGGUGGUGGCAUUUCAAGUGGGAUAACAAAUGGACCCCUUUCUGGACUUAUUGGCAGCUUUGCAUAUUCACACCGUAAUGUUUUUGGGAGGAACAAGAAAUUGAAUCUCUCGUUAGAAAGGGGGCAGAUAGAUUCGAUUUUUCGAUUAAACUACACUGACCCUUGGAUUGAUGGCGACAACAAGAGGACAUCUAGAACAGUUAUGAUUCAGAAUUCUAGGACUCCUGGAACACUUGUCCAUGGUGGUGAUCAUCCUGACUAUGGGCCUGUAACAAUUGGACGGGUUACUGCUGGUGUUGAAUACAGUCGACCAUUCAGGCCAAAAUGGAGUGGGACACUUGGGUUAAUUUUUCAGCAUGCUGGUGCUCGUGAUGACAAAGGCAAUCCUGUCAUCAGGGAUUUCUAUAACAGCCAAUUAACUGCCAGCGGAAAUGCUUAUGAUGACACACUAUUGGCUAAGUUCGAAAGUAUAUACACAGAUUCUGGAGAUCAUAGCUCUACAAUGUUUGUUUUCAAUGUUGAGCAAGGUCUCCCAAUUCUUCCUGAGUGUCUAAGCUUCAACAGAGUGACAACACGUUUGAGGCAGGGCUAUGAAAUUGGUCCUGCUCGGCUUCUUCUAAGUGCUUCUGGAGGUCAUGUGGAGGGAAAUUUUUCACCUCAUGAAGCAUUUGCAAUUGGUGGAACGAAUAGUGUAAGAGGAUAUGAAGAAGGUGCUGUUGGUUCUGGGCGCUCUUAUGCUGUAGGUAGUGGAGAAGUGUCAUUCCGCACGUUUGGGCCACUGGAAGGUGUGGUCUUUGCCGACUACGGUAGUGAUCUCGGUUCUGGUCCCAAAGUUCCUGGUGACCCAGCUGGAGCCCGUGGGAAGCCUGGUAGUGGUUAUGGUUACGGUGUCGGCAUCCGUGUGGACUCCCCACUUGGACCUCUGCGACUUGAGUACGCCUUCAACGAUAAACAAGCAAGGAGAUUUCACUUUGGUGUUGGCUACAGAAAUUAACAUGUAUAUUGGUCACAUUCAGUUUUGUUCUUCUGAGCAUUUUCAGCUAGGAGGAGGUAGUGCUAUGCCGUCCAUUUUUCAGCGAUGUCAAUCCAAGUUUCGGAAAGAAAGCUUUGUUUAGAUCAGAUUGCCUUAUAUUGUAACAUAUAGUUUUUCCCCCUCUUUUGUUGUAAGUGUUCUUGGGCCAGAGAUCUAAAAUUGCCCCCCAGCUGGUAUAUCUAUCAUGCCUAAGAUAUCUGAAAGUCCUGGUGGUGAAAUCAGGAGAUGCGUCUAGGGUUUAAGGUGGUAAAAUUGCACAGAAUAUGAAUAGUUUCAUAGAUGAAAUUUGGAAGGUCGGCUGUAUUAGCA